AUGGCGGCGGUCACCUACUCCGUUAAGUUCAGCCUACGACACUUCAGCUGGGCGAGGAACUUCGUGAUCAACUACAACAUGCAGAACAUGAACAAAGAGUUACCUGAACUCUUCUCCAUGCUGAAAUCUACUGAGAUUGAGAUACAGAAAGAGCACCAAGUGUUGAUGGUCAACAAGACCACCAGUUUCAAGAAGCAAGGCAAAACUAAGAAGGGCAACUUCAAGAAGGGCGACAAGAAAGUUGUUGCGCCUCCUGUGAAGCCUAAGGCUGGCCCUAAACCUGAUACUGAGUGCUAUUACUGCAAGGAGAAGGGGCACUGGAAGCGUAAUUGCCCCAAGUACAUGGCUGAUCUGAAGAGCGGCCUUGUCAACAAAAAGAAAGGUAUAUUUGAUAUACAUGUUAUAGAUGUCUAUCUUACUGGUUCUCGUAGUAGUAAUUAG
This is a messenger RNA of Lolium perenne, 441 nucleotides long. NCBI's taxonomy places the organism in Eukaryota, Viridiplantae, Streptophyta, Magnoliopsida, Poales, Poaceae. The record is from RefSeq and is a predicted model, not a curated record.